AUGCAGCGGUGGUACGAACCGCACGCCAAGAGCCCCCAGCUACUCCCUGGGCAUCCAGAUAUCGAUUUGCAUGUUCUUCCUGGAAUCACUAAACUUCACGUUUCAUAUGCAGUACCAAAACACAAAACGCCGUGCCAAAACAAUGCAAGGACGCGAGGCGCGCACCGCACGUGCCGCCUCGCUCGAGGGCACCUCAGUACUGACGGAUUCGUUCAGAAAUCGGACGGUCGACGCGGAGUGUGUCAGAGCGAGUCGGCUGCGAUGCAUUCGCAAGCCCGGGAUCCUGAUUCUGCUAUUUACACUCGCUUGUAG
Leptosia nina is the source of this 312-nucleotide messenger RNA. Lineage: Eukaryota; Metazoa; Arthropoda; Insecta; Lepidoptera; Pieridae. The record is from the annotation of a GenBank genome assembly.